AUGGGUCUGUGCUGCAGCCGCACAAAGUUGCCGCCCCACCUUGCAGUGAAAUACUCGGCAGCUUGUCCACCGAUAAAUGGUGAUGACUUGCAGGAUUCAGAACAGCUCCAGCAGUCCUGCGAGUUUAACCGCUCGUUUGACAACAGUCUGUGGCUGUUCUCAAGAGCAUGGCAGCCGCGUGAGAAGUCCGUCUGGGCAACGCUGAUGAUAGUUCAUGGCACAGUGGACCAUUCAGGGGUCUAUGCAGAGUUAGGUGAGUUCUUGGCGAUGCAGGGCGUGGCGGUCUUUGCCUCUGACAUGCGUGGCUGGGGUCGAAGUGAUGGCGAAGCGCUGUAUGUGGAUAAUAUCGACUCGUUCAUGGGAGACAUCCUUUCUGACUACCAACGCAUACAUAGUUCUGGCUCACCAUAUGCGAAUGUUACAUCACGCUUUCUUCUUGGCAAGAGCAUUGGAGGUUUGUUUGCGGCCUGGACAGCAGCACAGCACCGCGGCAAGUGGACCGGCUUGAUUGGUUUGUCGGGCGCUUUUCAAAUCGAUCCCUCGGUAAAGCCGUCAGCUGCGGCUUUGGCGCUCGUUCGGGCCAUUGCCAGCUGCGCACCGAAGCUUGGACUGAAACCGCCCUUCGAUCCGAAGCUCAUCGUGAGCGAUUCGGGGGCCCUUGAAGCCUGGGAGCGGGAUCCCCUGGUGAGUCGUGGCAAGUUGACAGCAGGCUACAUCCUGGAAAUGCUUCGACUUCAAGAAAUCCUUCCAGACCAGCUCACGCAUCUUUCGAUUCCGGUUCUGAUGUUGUGGGGCACCGGCGACAAGGUUGUCACAGAAGCCGGCCAUACCUUGGUCUUGGAAGCAUCCAAAUCUCCGGCAUCACAGUUCCUGCGCUACCAAAGCGGAUUUCACAACCUCCUCGCAGAGCCCAAACUCAAGGAGACUGUAACGUUUGACAUGGACGUCGACCAGGCCAUUUGGCCUAGCCGUAAACUGCGCGGAGUUGCCCAUGUAAAGUCCCUGUGCCAGCCUCUCGUGCCAUCUGCUGACACCGAUGAGCCCUUGGAGGCUCGGCAAGACUUCUGUGGCAAGAUCUUUAUCGAACUAUGGUCGGAGGACCCUGACGGGUUUCCAAUGCCGGAUGGAUGUUACUACAGCGAGGACGACACAGAUCCAACCAUGAUAGUCAAGCAGCUCCACAUUCUCUUCAGUGAGAGGAACCAUUUGAAGAAGAACACAAGGUACAUGGCCGUUACCAACAUGAACGUCCUCGGGGAGUUGAGAUUUGAUUUUCCAGCAGACGGAGCGGUCUGGGUUUGGUCCAUGGAUGAUGCUUUCAACAACCCAUUUGGCGUGAUCGAGAAGGGUGCCGCCUAUCCCGCUCCGGAGACACGGGUGCCACCCAGAGACACGCUGGGUGAUCCGCAAUUCAGCCAGGUAGGCGAUCCUCGCUUUCAUGAUGAAGGUGCAAUUCCGCGUGGAUUGCGAAUUCUUGGAACAAACGGUGCCCUCAUCGAGGAGAUGCUGACCUUCUGCAUACCGCAUGAUGAGAAAAACCCCAGCGUGUCACCCUCGAUUGACAAUCAGUGCAAAGUCUGCUUCAGUGAAGAGGAGUGUGGAAAUGGAGGCAAUGGUGUCCCGCCUGAUCCAUCGCUGAGCUUUUGCCGAUCGCCCAUUGAUCUCAAAUGCUCUCAAGCAAACGGCAACUUGCUCAACGUGCCAGCCUUUGCUUUCGAGCUGACGGCCAAGCUUGGUUACCCGAUCACUCCGCAGUCCAUACUCCGUCUCUGGCUCCAUCCGCUUACUCAGUGGAACAUUGGUCCAUCAUGCCAGGUGGGCUUCUUUGCAGGAGGCUGUACGCCACCAGUUCCCGGAGGAACUUGCUCCAGUCCGAUUUGCCAGCCGGAGUCCGUGGUUGGUGGUACGGUCGUGGGCAUCGCGUCGUGGCCCAUCAACACCUUGAGGAUCAUUCUCCCCAACAUCAUGGCUGAAAUCACGGACACCAUCACCAUGGCAAUGGAGAUUGGAAACUUGCCACUACCUGCUGGCGGCUUCUUUCCGUCAGUGGUCACGGCUGAGAUCACAAAAGAUGAUGGUUUUGCCCCUGACUACUGGGAUAUCCCAAAGGCACUUGCAGUUGCUACGGUCCAGGGUGGAAGUGCACGCCUCUACAAGAAGCCACAGAUUCUGGCAGCGUCGCUUGUGUCGAAGGUUGGCGACGGAAAUCAAGCCCCCUUCAAAGCUGAUAGUGCCAACAGGAUUUACGCCCGCCUAGUGUUCGGAACGACGUUUUAUGGAUUUGGCAACUUGGUGGAGAUUAACUUCAAGCUUCCAGUCGGUUACGCUUGCUCAACGACGCAGCAGGGUGGCAGUGUUCCCGAUUUGGAACUUCUGGCCAACAUGUUCCCAUCCACAAAAGGUCGAUUGGGCGGCAAACUCACCGAAGUCCGAUAUCGGAACAUACCAGCGACACCCGACGUUAUGUGCCAGCUCACUCUCUUGGCUGACAUGAUCGUCUAUGCCAGAACUGUGUACUUCAUCGAGUUGGUUGUUGACAAUCCGACUGCAGCACUCAAGAGAGAUGACCCAACCAACACAUGGUCUGUGGGAGUGGUCCACGGUGGCUUCAAUCCCGCCGAAAUCAUUGAGGACAAAGCUCUCUCAGCGCAGCAGCUGUCGUUCUGCCCCGCCCCCCGCCAAACGCUGUUCUGCUUGGAAGAUCUGGGAAACGACUACGCUGGUUCGCUCUCCGUGCUUGGAAAGCUGUCAGACUUCUUCAUUGCGCCGUCUCAGUACGGUGUGGGGCAGCUGAACGCCUUGUCAGUCUUCUUCAUGACCGAGCAAGAGGUUGGCUCCUUGACCAGCGUGGAGACGGAGAUUUGGGUUGAUGCGCCAUCUGGUUUUGAUUUCGGCAUGUAUUGUUCAGCCGCACCUCUCGACUCGAUUUACUACAUUCCGGAAGGUCGUGGCACUUCGCCACUGCCGACGGGAGACCUCAUCCCGUGUGUUGGUGCACCAACUUCGGAAUCCGAGCUGACCUACAAUCGGGCCAAGCUCUCAACAACAGGCCGUUUGUUGAGGCAAACCUUCUAUGGCUUUCAAGUCCAAGUGCAAAACGCCGCGAUCUACGUCCGAACCCAGCUCGAUGAAUGGCGUCUCUGGACAUAUGUCAAAGCAACCGGCUAUGGAGUUGAUGGUACCUACGAAACGGCUCGAGUCAAUGAGCGUGUGCCAGCGGGGCCAGACACGAGCUGGGGUAUGUACCUGCAGAGCAUGCCGGCUGAGAACUUCCAGGUGGCCUUCUCUACAUCGCGACCAACCGUGUCAGGGGUUCCUCCAGCAGACAUCACCGUCCUUCCCAUCAUUGCGUCGUUUCCCACGACCCGGGCCAUCCGAGUCACGGCACCUGCCGGCUACGAGUGGGACUUCGAUCAAGUAGACUUUCGGUAUCAGGCGCCGGGUGUCGGAGUAAAUCCUCUCAAUGUGGUCGACGGAGCAGAGGCUGAUAUUCCAAUCAGCGGCAAGCCUGCGCGUCCGAACUCAGAGCCGAAAAACGUUCUUACGAUGGACUACAUGCAGCUGCCAUGGACGCCUGGCGUUAUCUAUGGCUUCGCUUGCAAGAUCAGGAUUCCCAUGGUGCCCCCAACUGGCUCGGCCAAUCAGUUCACCAUCGAGUUCGGAUACAAUGAGGACCUGUUGACCAAUCGGUUGGAAGCGGGCACAGCUGCUGCCCCUGUCGUCCAGCGCUUGAUCAAUGGUGCCAUCACCUAUACAACCAGCAUUAUGAAUCUGCCGGUGGACAUUACCUUUACCUUGCGCACCGUCACGAACAUACCGGAAGGUGGUGGGCUGGUGAUCAUCGGGCCUCCAAACUUUGUGUUCCAGCAGUUCUGCCAGCCGAAACCUGCCAGCAGCUCGCCGGAACUGCCGUACGAUUCCACUUGUCUUUAUGCUCAAAUCACUGCCACCGGGCAGCCGAGGAUCUCCAUCAUCGCCGGCCCAGAAGGGAUCCCUGGCAUGACCUACAAGUUUGCUCUCGCGGCAACCAACCCACCACAGGCAGUGCCGCUAGAUCAAGCUGGCAUCUGGACACUGCUUUCAUAUAGCCUGAUCAGCGAAGAGAUUGUCCUGGACCAGAACACGACGAUUCCGGGCUAUGCAGUGGCACGUCCGAUGGUGUCUGCUGGACUAGUCAUGCAUCCACGAGUUGAUUGUACUUUCACAACGUUGGAGGAGAGAGCCAUCGAUGCAACGCUGCCAGAGACGUUCUGUGAUUUCGAGCAUUGGCAGUUCUACCCCCCUAGGGGCUACCGUGAUGAUCGACCGAAUCGACCUACACAACUAAUCUUCAAAAUGCAGCUCGGAACGCAGGUGGACGUCACCAGUGUGAUGACAGUGCGGGCGCCGGAGGGCUAUGUCUUUGACGCUGAAUGCCGUGUUGUCACCAAGCCUUCCUCGCGGAUAUUCAACGACUCUGCAGUGGACGGAGUCUUGCCUUCUGUGCCGGCCAAUGUUCCGCUUGAUCCGGGGCUUCCUUACACGGUCCGAGGAUAUGCUCAGCGAUACAAUACCUGGCCGGAUGCUGUCGACACCCAAAGCUGCCUCGGCCGGGAGAACGAGGCUCGGAUCACAUGGACAGCAGGUCUCGCACUCUUCAACACAUAUCUGUUUCGACUUUCAGUGCUUCGCAGUCCGCCAGUGACCCCCGAGUACAACUAUUUCUUGUUGGAGUACAAUGGUGAGGCUUCGGACCCCUUCCCCGGCAUAGAUAUUUGGGCCUUUAUGAACACGACCAUCAUUCCUACCACCACAGCUGCAUCUCGUUCAGACUACCAGACGCCGAACGAGGUGACAAUACAGCUUCGCCCGGUCAACGCGGUUCCAAAUGGGGGCCAUCUGAGGGUGACCGCGCCCAGUGGCUUCCUGGUGCCGACGGUUUGCGUCAUGUCAUUGAGGGUGCAUGAGUCGGAAAUGCCCAACAUCUCAGCGUUUGCUCCGGGCCCUGAGCGCGCUCAGCUGCUACAAUGGGCAGAGUUUCUGCCUAGUCACUUGGUGUGUCAGGGCGACCAGACCCCGUCUAGCCGUGGCAGGCUACUGCUGACGCAGGACAUGAAGUACCUGAGAAAGGGUGUACUGUACGUCUUGACGCUGGAGGUGUCAAAUCCGCAGACGACGUCAGCGACGCCGGAAGACUGGCAUGUGCAAUCAUAUGAAGACUUGACCGUCAACAACAUCAUUGACGAGAGUUAUAUCCCCGGGUUUAUCAUCAACACGGCCGUGCAGUCUUUUGCGUACCUGGCCCCGGAGUCCACCAACGCGUUGAUCAAGCACAGGCUGGACUUCAACAUGUCGUUUCCAGACAUUGUUGCCAUCGGGGACCGCCUUCAAAUUGUGGCCCCUGUGUCCUACAUGUUCAGCGAACCUGGUGAUCGCCGUUGCCCCCAGUACGUCUUCCUGGAUGGUGCAAUGACGAAGACAGUACCAAGCUGCAGUGCAAACACCAUAAACUGGCAUCUCAUGGAUGAGUCCAUCCCAGCUCAGAGUCCGGUUCGCUUCAUGGUCCAAGUCCAGAAUCCACCACAGACGCCGGUCAUCAACCUUUUCCAAGUGCGCCAGAUGGAUGCAAACGGGACUGUUAAGACUUCCCGAAUGAUAUCGGGCUACGAGAUCGUCCCAGAACUCGUCAAUCCUAUGGUACGUCAGGAUCCUGCCAUUUUCCCGUGCCGCAUCGACGUGAACUUGGUAACCGGCUUGCCAUGUGAGGGCACUGGAUCCUUUUCUGCGGUGGUCAUCAGCUUCACCGCCUCCCGAAGUGCAGAGCUGGUGUCCAUGCAAGCCCAUGUCAACGGCGAGUCUUACGAUUUCACCAAUGCUCGGUUCGGUGAUGGAAUCGACGGCCCCAUCGUUGUGUAUGGCAGAGACGAGAAGAUUGUUGUCGUGGAGAUGAUGGUGCAUAACGGUGUUCAAGCAAGCAUCACCGUUCACAACGUGCGGAAUCCGAUGACGCCCGGCAUCUCCAAAUGGAGUGUGACAACAUACGUCAAGGGACCAAUUCCUGGAGUUCCGACGACAACCACCGUAAUGCCAGUCGUGGCGUGUUCUACAACAGGAGGGGUAUGUGGCAUGUUCCCACAAGCGGAAGCAAGACGAGAUGAAAAGUUUCAGCCUCAGCUUGCAGUUUCUUUGAAUCCACAUGCAACCAGUGCACGUUUUGGCGUGCUGACUGCCACUCGAAGAGGUAGUCGUUAG
This is a messenger RNA of Symbiodinium necroappetens, 6231 nucleotides long. NCBI's taxonomy places the organism in Eukaryota, Dinophyceae, Suessiales, Symbiodiniaceae. The record is from the annotation of a GenBank genome assembly.